AUGCCUGGACUUCAACAUGUCCUGGUCAACACUGCACUCGUGAACUAUCAACUUGUGAGGCGCUGGAAAACUGAAGACAGUCGCUCAGCUUACGACAGCAGCAGCAGCAAGAUCCUUGCACGCCAAGACGUUGAAGAUAGCGAAUACGUCAUUACGCUUCGAUACAGCGGGCGUUCGUUACGCAUGCCCGCAUUUAGUACUGAGCAAGGCAAAACGGGCGUUGGCGGAACUGUAAGAGACAAUCGCGGUGUCGUUUCCAACGGCCUGAUGACUUCCUUGAAGACCUAA
Messenger RNA from Peronospora matthiolae, 288 nucleotides. NCBI's taxonomy places the organism in Eukaryota, Oomycota, Peronosporomycetes, Peronosporales, Peronosporaceae. The record is from the annotation of a GenBank genome assembly.